Molecule: messenger RNA, 4862 nt
Organism: Acipenser ruthenus (sterlet)
Lineage: Eukaryota; Metazoa; Chordata; Actinopteri; Acipenseriformes; Acipenseridae
Product: RNA-binding protein RO60-like
Exons: 9
Coding region: 205-1848 (547 amino acids)
Cellular component (GO): ribonucleoprotein complex
Molecular function (GO): RNA binding
Source: RefSeq, a predicted model, not a curated record
ACCAUGGGUCGACGUUGGUGGUCCUUACAGACAACGCGUCAAAUUAGAAGAAAUUGCACAUGCGCAGAUUUGUCUGUUGAGCCUUAUUUUUCGUUGAUACUUAAUAGCUUCACAACGGCUUGUUUUUUUUUAAUCGGAGGCCAAUAAGAAACAAAUAUAUACAUAUUACCACAGUGAACAUACACAGCAUCGAUUCUGAACAAUAUGGAGGUGGAAGAAGUUGAGCAAAUGGAGGCCACAGGAGAAACAGUUCCCCAGUCACUGCCCCUGAAUGAGCAACAGGUCCUAAACUCUGCAGGUGGAUUUACCUGGGAGGUGAAUGACAUGACACGCCUGCGUCGCUUUUUGUGCUAUGGCUCAGAAGGUGGGACAUAUUACAUCAAAGAGCAGCAGCUGACAUUGGAAAAUGCAUUGGUUUUAAUGAGACUGAUAGAGGAUGGCAGGGGUGUCGAAGUGGUUCAAGAAAUCAAAACAUUUAGUCUUGAAGGGAGAGCAGCAAGAGCAAACCCUGCCCUGUUUGCUCUUGCCGUUUGCUCGCAGCACUCGGAUAUCAAAACCAAGCAGGCCGCCUUCAAAGCCGUGGGGGAGGUUUGUCAGCUUCCCACCCACCUGUUUACUUUCAUCCAGUUUAAAAAGGACCUCAAGGAAGGCAUGAAGUGUGGUAUGUGGGGCCGAGCCCUGAGGAAAGCAGUGGCAGACUGGUAUAAUGAGAAAGAUGCCAUGUAUUUGGCAAUGGCUGUCACAAAAUAUAAGCAAAGGAAUGGCUGGUCGCACAAGGAUCUCCUGAGACUGUCACACAUGAAACCUGCAAAUGAAGGGCUUGCAGUGGUCGCUAAAUACAUUACAAAAGGUUGGAAGGCGGUCCAGACAGUGUAUAACGAGAAGGAGAAUUCAGACUGCAUCCGAAAGGUUCUGCAAUACUUGGAAGCUGUGGACAAAGUGAAACACACCACUGAUGAGUUAGAAGUAAUUCAUUUGAUAGAGGAACACAAGCUGGUCAGAGAACAGUUACUCACCAGCCACCUAAAAUCUAAAGAGGUGUGGAAGACUUUGCUGAAGGAAAUGCCGCUAAUUGCGAUGAUGAGAAAUCUAGGAAAGAUGACGGCAGACAUGGUUCUAACAACAGGAGAAGUUGCCAUGGUGUGUGAGAAACUCCAGAAUGAAAACAUUUUAAAGAAGGCACAAAUUCAUCCUUUCAAUGUCUUAAUGGCUUUAGAGACCUACAAAAAAGGCAGUGGAAACCAAGGCAAGCUGACAUGGAACCCAGAUAAAGACAUCCUUGAGGCACUGGACAGUGCAUUCUACACAAGUUUCAAGAAUGUGGAGCCCACAGAGAAGCGGUUGGUCUUGGCUGUUGAUGUCAGUGACUCAAUGAACAGCCCUGUUUUAGGGAGUUCUGUUACUGCCGCCACGGCGGCUGCAGUUAUGACUAUGGUUUUUGCACGCACAGAGAAGGACUCACACAUUGGGGUUUUUUCACACUCCAUGGUCCCUUGUCCAGUCACUGCAGACAUGACUCUUGCACAAGUUGUGAAAGAAUUUGAAAAGAUUACUAUGGGGGCCACUGACUGUGCCCUUCCCAUGCUGUGGGCCCUGGAGACCAACACUGUUGCUGAUGUUUUUAUUGUUUUCACUGACAAUGAGACCUGGCUUGGGGACAUUCACCCAGCAGAAGCACUGAGGAAAUACAGAAAUAAAAUGGGAAUUUUCUCAAAGUUAAUUGUCUGUGGGAUGACUUCAGAUGGCUUCACCAUCGCAGACCCUCAGGACCGAGGGAUGCUGGAUAUCUGUGGCUUUGACUCAGGAGCGUUGGAAGUCAUCCAGAAUUUUGUUAUGGAUAUGAUUUAAAUGAACCACACAAACUGAACCACAAUGAAGAAUAGCAAAUUGCACACAGCUGCAAUAUCAAUGGAAAGUAGAAAUGCAUUUUGAGGAGACAUCAGCAUGUACUGAUAUACCAGCCCAACACUAAACUAACCAUUAAGGUUUAACCCCUUUGCUGCAUGAUGUAUAAAAAUCAUUAGAGAGGCAAUUUCAUUUGUCCAGUUGUUGUGUCCAGCAGACUAGACAACACCAUUGAUUUAAUAAUACAAUGAAAGUCAAACUGAACAUGAAAAUAAUUUAAGCACACACAUUUUAGAACUACUGAAACUAAAUACCCAUUAAAGGUUCAGUGUACAGGGCAAGGUGCAGCAUAGGUUUAGCAAGAAUUGUUCUUCAGCACAUUUUGUUAUGAUUUUGAAUUAUGGUAUAAGAUUAUCAUACAAGUCAUGAGACAUUAACAAAAUCUUAUUAACUAAGAAUACAUUAUAUUGCUAAUGCAUACAGUUUUAUAUACAGUAACUAUAUGAGUAAAUUGCUCAUAAGCCACGUUUUAUAGUUUUGAAGCAGUGCAUGCUAUUUAUUGUAUUGUUUUUAUUUUAGAUUUUUCUCUUUUAUGGGAUCAUUUAGGUAAUAUACCAAUUUAGUAAUGUCCAAUUAUUUUUAGGCUUGGCCCACCGCUACCACCCCUGCGUUGACUCGGGAGGGGCGAAGACGAACACACUCUGUCCUCCGAAGCGUGUGCCGUCAGCCGCCCGUUUCUUUACACACUGCAGACUCACCAUGCAGCCACCCAGAGCUACAGCGUUGGAGGACAACGCAGCCCUGGGCAGCUUGCAGGCAAGCCCGCAGGCGCCUGGCCAGACCACAGGGGUCGCUGGUGCACGGUGAGCCGAGGACACCCUGGCCGACCUAGCUCUUCCUCCCCCCGGACGGCGCUUGGGAGCUCCUGUCUUCGGUUGGCAAAGGAAUAGCCUGACUCGAACUGGCAACAUCCAGACUAUAGGGCGCAACCUGCACUCCACGUGGAGCGCCUUUACUGGAUGUGCCACUUGGGAGCCCCUGGUAAUAUACAGACGUGCUCAAAUUUGUUGGUACCCCUCCACAAAAAACGAAGAAUGCACAAUUUUCUCUGAAAUAACUUGAAACUGACAAAAGUAAUUGGCAUCCACCAUUGUUUAUUCCAUAUUUAAUAGAAAUCAGACUUUGCUUUUGAUUUUUUAUUCAACAUAAUAUUCUAAAUAAUAAAACAAACGAAAAUGGCAUGGACAAAAAUGAUGGGACUGCUAACCUAAUAUUUUGUUGCACAACCUUUAGAGGCAAUCACUGCAAUCAAACGUUUUCUGUAGCUCUCAAUGAGACUUCUGCACCUGUUAACAGGUAGUUUGGCCCACUCUUCCUGAGCAAACUGCUCCAGCUGUCUCAGGUUUGAUGGGUGCCUUCUCCAGACUGCAAGUUUCAGCUCUUUCCAUAGAUGUUCGAUAGGAUUCAGAUCAGGACUCAUAGAAGGCCACUUCAGAAUAGUCCGAUGUUUUGUUCAUAUCCAUUCUUGGGUGCUUUUAGCUGCGUGUUUUGGGUCAUUAUCCUGUUGGAGGACCCAUGACCUGCGACUGAGACAGAGCUUUCUGACACUGGGCAGUACGUUUCGCUCCAGAAUGAUUUGAGUCUUGAGAUUUAAUUGUGCCCUGCACAGAUUCAAGGCACCCUGUGUCAGGCGCAGCAAAUUAGCCCCAAAACAUUACCGAGCCUCCUCCAUGUUUCACUGUAGGUAUGGUGUUCUUUUCUUUGGAAGCUUCAUUUUUUCGUCUGUGAACAUAGAGCUGAUGUGACUUGCCAAAAAGCUCCAGUUUGACUCAUCUGUCCAAAGGACAUUCUUCCAGAAGCAUUGUGGCUUGUCAAUAUGCAUUUUAGCAAAUUCCAGUCUGGCUUUUUUAUGUUUUUCUGUCAAAAGUGGAGUCCUCCUGGGUCUUCUUCCAUGGAGUCCACUUUCGCUCAAAAAGUGACGGAUGGUGCGAUCAGAAACUGAUGUACCUUCACCUUGGAGUUCAGCUUAUAUCUCUUUGGCAGUUAUCCUUGGUUCUUUUUCUACCAUUCGCACUAUCCUUCUGUUCAAUCUGGGGUUGAUUUUCCUCUUGCGACCAGGGAGGUUGGCUACAGUUCCAUGGACCUUAAACUUCUUAAUAAUAUUUGCAACUGUUGUCACAGGAACAUCAAGCUGCUUGGAGAUGGUCUUGUAGCCUUUACCUUUACCAUGCUUGUCUUUUAUUUUCUUUCUGAUGUCCUCAGACAACUCUCUCCUUUGCUUUCUCUGGUCCAUGUUCAGUGUGGUGCACACAAUGAUACCAAACAGCACAGUGACUACUUUUCUCCAUUUAAAUAGGCUGAAUGACUGAUUACAAGAUUGGAGACGUGUGAUACUAAUUAAAGAAACUAAUUAGUUAAAAAAUAUCACUAUAAUCCAAUUAUUUAUUAUCUUUUCUAAGGGGUACCAACAAAUGUGUCCAGGCCAUUUUAGAAUAUCUUUGUAGAAUAAGCAAUAAUUCAUCUCUUUUCACAGCUUCUUUGCUUUAUUCUAUGACAUACCAAAGGCAUGCAAGUAUACAUGAUAAAAUAGCUUUUAAUUUCAUCACUUUUCAGGAGGAAUGAAGCAUUAUUUCAAUGAGCUGUAAGGGUACCAACAAAUUUGAGCACGUCUGUACAUUUUAGACAAAGUUAGACGUGCUUGAGGAAUUAGACAAGAGUUUGGAAAGAAACAAGGUUACAUUGAUCUUAAGAAAAGGACAAAUGAAAGAUACUAGCUGCGUGCAUUUUGUAAAUGCUUAGUUUGUUUUUUAACAUUUUAUUAUAUUAAAAUGCAGGUAACAUUAAUUGAAUGUAAACUUUAGGAUUAAGCACACUUCUAUAGCACUAAUGUAACUUUAAAAUAUGGUUUUUGGUCUAAAUAUAUUUAUACUAAUAAACAGUUAAUAAAUAAUGUACAACAUGUACCCCCUAGAAAGUAAAACCUGAUUCAGAAAUAUUAAAGACCAGUCAACUGUGAA